AUGGGUCUCUUCAGACGCUGUGGCUAUCCCAUCUACACCAAUAACUUCCACGCGCAGACUGGAGAGGAGAGGAGGGAGAACCAAAAGAUUGAGGGCGCAAUCACCUGGAAGGCUAGCUGUGGAUAUUAUCCGUCCCUGGGUGCCAUGCCUCACAAGACCUGGCAGGCGGGAGUAAUUAUUCUGGUGUUGGCCUGCGCCGUCCUCCUCUUUCUCACCUUUUUCAUCCUCUGUGCCGGCAUCUCAAUGGAAGUCCUCUACAGUCUGCAGAUACGCAGAGCCUGUGCCUAUGCCCACUUCACUGGAGGUUCGUUGAGUUCGUAUGUUGUUUUACAUCGUUGA
Molecule: messenger RNA, 339 nt
Organism: Dibothriocephalus latus
Lineage: Eukaryota; Metazoa; Platyhelminthes; Cestoda; Diphyllobothriidea; Diphyllobothriidae
Source: the annotation of a GenBank genome assembly